Molecule: messenger RNA, 2425 nt
Organism: Drosophila novamexicana
Lineage: Eukaryota; Metazoa; Arthropoda; Insecta; Diptera; Drosophilidae
Product: titin
Exons: 2
Coding region: 84-2345 (753 amino acids)
Biological process (GO): proton motive force-driven ATP synthesis
Molecular function (GO): proton transmembrane transporter activity
Source: RefSeq, a predicted model, not a curated record
UUCAAAAAUACACGCGCAUUAUUUAUAAUUUAAAUAAAUAAUUAUAUAUUUAUAUUUUUUACGACACCGUUUCAAACACAAGAAUGUGGGAACAGUUCAUAAAGUGCUUCAAUAAAGGCGGCAAGGCCAAAGGCUGCAAUGCAGUCGAGCUAGUCGAUCUAUAUAAGCGGGUGCCGCCCAAUCAGCGCAAACAGUUCAAGGCGUUUGCCAAGAAGAAUGAAGAAUACAAAGAGCGCCUUCGAAAAUAUCCACCUGAUUUGCCGGCAAUCGAUUGGGCGUACUAUAAGCAGAAUGUGCGGCAAGAUAUGGUCAGUUGGGUGUUGGAUUUCGAGAAGAAAUACGACAAGCUGGAUAGCAUUUUUACUAACCGCCAUUCCCUGUUUGAUCAUUCCAAGUACUUUGGAGAGGUGACUGAGCAAGCUGAGGAGGUCAGGAAGGAAGUCAAAAAGUUCAAGGCGGAAUCGAACAAGCGCAUCGAGGUGCUGGAGGAAAAGAUGGAGCACUUGAAAUGCAUGAAGCCCUACACGGAAAUGACCAUGGAGGAGUUUUGUCUAGCACAUCCACAAGAGGCACCCGACUUUAUAAACAGACCCACCUUUUGGCCACAUACACCCGAAGAACAGAAGCCCGGGCCAUCGGAAGAGGUGGCGCAUGAAGAUGCACCAAAGGAGCCUGAUGGAUCAGGCAAGCCUACGUCAAAAGAUGAUAAAUCAGAUCCUAAAAAAACACCGCCGCCAAAAACACCGCCAGCCGGAUCUGCACCCGCAGCUGGUGAUAAGCCCCAAGCUCCAGCUGAAGCAAAAAAGGACGCCGCAAAGGAUACAAAGGAUAAAACGAAGGAUACAACGGAUAAAUCGAAGGAUCCAUGCAAACCAGAAAAAAAAGAAAAACUUGCCGAUGGAAACGUCAAAGUUCAGCAAAACACUGAAAGCCAGGCGGUGGAGGCUGCCGCACAAUUUGCAACAAAGACUAUCGAUUUUGCCAAAGAAUUGGCCGCAAAGGCUGUUACCAUGUGUAAGAGUCUCUGGCAGAAAAUCGAAGAGAAAAGAAAGGAGCCUGCAAAGGAAUCUGAUCAAAAGAACGCCGCUAAAUUGGCAUCCAGUACGGCGGGAAAACCGACACCUGUCGAUGAUGACGAUAUUCAACUGAGGGAGACCGCAUCCAACAUAUGCAACAAGACAAUAAUCCGAGGAGAGGAUACAGCAAGAGCUGAUGUAAAGCCGCAACAUGUCGAUUUGGAUAUCGAGGCGGAUCCGGAACGAGAUGAGGAUAAGCCUUCUAAGCGAGGUGAUAAAGGGGGAAAAGUUUGUAAGUCAGAACAUGAGGAUGCGGAGGAGGAAGAGUGCCAACUAGCUAAGAAAAGCUGUCCGGAGGAAGAGAAAAAGUCGUUAUGCAUUGAAGACAUUAAGAAAGAUUUGGGUGAAUGUGAGCAGCAAGAGGAAGAUCCUUGCGUUCAUUGGCGCAAGAUCACAGAGAAGAAAUCAACAGAAAAACCCGAAUCCUGUGAGCCAACCGACUUCAACAAACUGGACAUCACAUACAGCAGCACGGAUACGAAAAGUUUGUUACCCGUUAACCAGCUGCCUUUUGAUGCACAGACAAUCGGAAAUAUAUUGCCGAAUCGCAAGGUAGCAGAGGCCGAUCAGUUGCCCAAAAAGGGAACUGAAAAGCCGCCAACCAUUUCAGAACAUCUAAAAGACUCUGUAGAUCCCAGGCAAGCGCUGCAACUGGUAACAGCUGACCCGAUUAAUCCAGUUAACCUUAAUGUUCAAGCUCCCCAAAUCGUAAAUGAGCCGAAAGCAGAAAAAACGGAGGAGAAUAUUCCUCAAGGGACCAGUUCAGCAGUGCAGAUGAAAUCGGAGGAAGAUAUGGACAAUAUGCAGGCCAAUCAAGACACGAAUGAGCCCGUCCAGGGUGUGACGUCCACAACGAUUUGCCUGUCGGAUGUUCAACCUGUUAUAACCAGUUUCAAGAACGAUCUACCAGAAUCGGGCCAAGAUAAACCAAAUAAAAUGAAUCCAGAAGAUGUGGCCAAGCUCGUUUUCGACAUGGCAACCAGUGCUGCCUCGUUGCUGUCCGAGGCCAAAAAGAUCAUCGAAAUGGCAAGGCAGGAGAAGGGUGACGGAAUAGUCGCCGCCUACGAAAAUGCCGAGCAGAAGGUGACUCUGGCCUUGGCCCAGGCAUACAAGGCCUUGUCAGCGGCAAAGGAUGCCGGACUCGUUGAUCCUACAGCCAUUGCCCUGAUUGAGAAGCACGCCCUGCUGGCCAAGCUAUUGGCUCAUCGUGCCAUCACCAUGAAGAAGGAGAUUGUGAAGCUCCUUGCCGAUCUCAAGGGGAACAAUUGAGUUUUUGUCAGCAGCCGGGCGUUGUUAUUUAAAUGUAGUUCAACUUUAUGUUCGAACCGUUUUCAUUAAAUUUGCUGUUG